Molecule: messenger RNA, 2087 nt
Organism: Blepharisma stoltei
Lineage: Eukaryota; Ciliophora; Heterotrichea; Heterotrichida; Blepharismidae
Source: the annotation of a GenBank genome assembly
AUGAAGGCUAAUAAUCUUUCCGAAUGUUUAUUUUCCAGAGAAAUUGGAUCUCUUCCAAACAAUGCUAUAGCUCAACAAAUCCCAUUUAGAUCUUCAUGAGCACCCAAAGUAUACGCCUUUCCUAUAGAUGGCGCGCAAUGCGCCAUCAUCGGGCCAUGUCGGGAUAGUUCUCCACGAUGAAUGGUUCCACACACGUGGAACAUUUCCUCGUGGAGAACCCUCUCCCGACAUGGCCCGAUGAUGGUGCAUUGCGCGCCAUCUAUAGGAAGGGCGUAUAACUUAUUAUUUAGCUAAUGUUUACUCAUAUGGAAAUAACGAACUCUGUCGUUUGAAUAAAAGGUAGAGAUAAUUAUGUCAUCUCUCUUAUUCUCCACUUGGUAAGCGGACAAAGCCAUUGGAAUAAUCAUAAAUUUUCGGAAUAUAGGUUCUUUAUGGCAGGUAAAAAUUUAUUAAUAUAAAUAUUUUGAUAUAUAGUUAGUUAGGAUUAUAAUAGUUAGAUCUGCAUCUAAUUAUAUUAAAUAUUAUGAAUUAAUCAAAUUUCUUUUCAACUAUUUAUUUCAAAUCCGAAAAUUUUUCCACCUAUACCAUUUUGAUAUAUAGUGCUAAACAUCCAUUAACAAGCUCGCAACAUAUUUAGGGGAGUUAAUAAGAGUGGUAAAGCAGCUUAUCGGAGCAUUUUACCAUUUUCUAAUCCAGUAAUGCUAUCAGAGCCCAAUGAGCAUGUCUACAAAAUUUGCCUGUCAUCAAAGGGAGCUUUUUUCAUGUUAAAGCGUAUUAACGAGCCUGGUCUACAGUUUUUCGUGAUUUCGGAAGAAAACCUAAAAAAUGGGAUUUUUACUCGAACAAGGAUUCUUGAAAGAUUGGCUAUAGAGCUCAAAAAUUAUGAAGAGAUCGACUAUGAACGGCAAAUAAUGGCAGUGAAAGUUGAUAAUACCUACCAGUUAUGGAGUUUGGAAACGGAAAAUAUUAUCUUUUCUUUUCCUUCACCUCCAAAUACAUUAAUGAGGUAUUUUAAAGGGUUUGUUAUUCUAUGCACUCAAGAAGAAAAAUGCUUACUCCCCCCCCCCCUCCGUGAGCGAACAAAACCAUUAGAAAAAUCGCCAUUUUUUGACCAAAAACCCACCCUCCGUGAGUGAACAAAAAUUUUUUUAAUAGAAAAAAUUUUAAUGGAAAAAAAUUUUGAUAUAUAAGUGAUAAAUUAGUAUAAUGAAAUCUAGAGCUAAUUCUGUUUAAUUUUAAACAAAUUGCGUUUUUAAAACAUAAAUUUUGCAAAUUAAAUUAAUAUUUGCUUCCCAAUUUUUGCAAAUUAGGAUUUUUUUAAAUUUCGAAAAAAAUAUUUUUUAUAAAAUUUAUAUAUAAAAUUUUUUUUAAAAAAAAAAAUUAACCCCCCUCCGUAAGCGAACAAAAUUUUUUUGUUCGCUCACGGAGGGGGGGGGGGAGUUAGUAUUCACUAUUCAAAAUGUAGAUUCAAAUACUAUGUAUCGAGUAAAGAUCAUGGGCAAAGGGAUUUUACAUCAUUUUUUAAUAUGCCAAAACUGACUUGUAGUCAGUAUCAAGCAUAGCUUUAUUCAGUUGAUAAAUCUUUUGACUAGAGAAACUAAAUGAAUUAAAAAAAGUGGAGCUAAACAGUUUUAUGAAAUGGAAAACGAGAACGAAAGCAUGCUGACUUUUAGUGACGGGACUGCAGUUUUAAUUACAGAUAUAGAAUUUUCCCAUAGAUGGCGCUGUUUGCCCUUGAUUUGCCCACUGAAAAAAUUUUUUGGUUUGACCAAACCAUAUGUACUGGUCGAACCAAAAAAUUUUCCCAGUGGGCAAAUCAAGGGCAAACUGCGCCAUCUAUGGGAAAUUUCUAUACUGAAAAAGAGUUAAGUUUAGGAUUUCCUGAUGGGAUUUAUGCAGAUGUGGAAGGAAUGCUAAUUGCUUAUUGUGAAAGUUCAAGUAGUAUUAAAGUCCUUGAUCUCAAAACUUCAACAAUUGUUAAUUCAAUUGAGGUAAAAAGAAAUGAAGUGACAUGCAUUGGAAUUAACGAGCAAACCCAUCAAAUUUUCGUAGGUUUCAAAUCUGGAAAGAUUUGUGUGCUAGAUUAG